UGCUGCCCCGAUGGUUUAAAUCCUACACAUGCGUACUGGAUUUCGGGGUUCAAGGGAAUAGGCUACGCCAUAUUGGAAACACUGUAUAGUUUAGCUAACAGUUUAUUGCUAACGGGGGAAAAGGGCCACUAAUUGAUUCCCGUUGGUUGUGGCGUUUGGCACGUCGUUAUUUUCCCUGACGUUUCGCGUAGCCCCGUUUACAGGCACGUUCUCGCGGUCCGGACUCAAACUUCUCCGCUGAACGGGGGGAACGGCGUUCGCUUGUUUGACAGCGCUGUUAGAAAGACGAGUUGAAUGGAUCCGAGGGUCGCUUGGAUUCAGCCGGAACAGAAAGGUCCUGCGAACGCUUUAUGGAUGCGUGUGUGGGAGACGUCUCAGGUAAACCGGACUAACACCGGUCAGCACCAGAACCACCAUCACCACAACUUCUGUGUCAAUUCUCCGGCGUUUGACGUUUAUAAGACUGUCGCGUCCAAUGCGAAUAACAGCACUAACAUUAAAAACAACGGCACUGCGAUCUCGAGCAGCGGCUCUGCGGCUCACGCGUUAAAUGGAAACACGGGAGACGGCGAAAUUACCCAAAAGACCGGCUUGGUGGCGGAUCCCGCGUCCAGCUGCUCUAAAAUAAGGACUACAAGCCCUAAUAUGAUCGCUGGGAAUAUGAACAAGGGCCAUCCGUUUUUUAUUUGCAGCGAGAGCGUGCUGAAUAAUGUCAACCACCAUCAUCACCCUCCUCAUCCUCAUCUACGGCAUUUCCAUCAAGAGCAGCAGCAGAGUUGCAUGAAGCGCCACCCGUCCCAUCCGGCAGCGGUUCACAGCCACCAUCACCACCACCAUCAUCCGGGCCGGAGGAAAAGCGACAACAAGGCCAGCACCUAUGGGAUAAACUACCUGCUCUCCAACUGGACUAACGGCAAUUAUGACAACUCCGGCACGCCGUGGAAGACGAGGAAAUAUAACCCAGGGGUUGACGGGUUGCAUGAAGAAAUCAUGGACUUCUACAAUUUCAUGUCUCCUCGUCCCGAGGAGACCACCAUGAGACAGGAGGUGGUGGACAGGAUAGAGUCGGUCAUCAAGGAGUUGUGGCCAACCGCUGAAGUCCAGAUUUUUGGCAGCUUUAGCACUGGACUCUUUCUCCCAACCAGUGACAUUGACCUGGUGGUGUUUGGGAAAUGGGAGAAACCUCCGCUGCAGCAGCUGGAGCAGGCGCUCAGAAAACACAAUGUGGCAGAACCUUAUUCCAUCAAAGUUCUCGACAAAGCUACGGUACCAAUCAUCAAACUGACAGAUCAGGAGACCGAGGUGAAAGUGGACAUAAGUUUUAACGUGGAGACGGGCAUCAAAGCUGCUAGCUUCAUCAAAGAAUAUGUGAAGAAGUAUACCGUGCUGCCUUAUUUAAUUUUAGUGCUGAAGCAGUUCCUGCUGCAGCGAGACCUCAACGAAGUCUUCACGGGAGGAAUCAGCUCCUACAGUCUCAUCCUGAUGGUCAUCAGCUUCUUACAGUUACACCCAAGAAUUGAUGCUAGGAAUCCCAAUAUGAACCUUGGCAUUCUGCUCAUCGAGUUCUUCGAGCUGUAUGGAAGACACUUCAACUACCUGAAGACGGGCAUCAGGAUAAAGAACGGCGGCGCUUACAUGGCUAAAGAGGACAUCAUGAAAGCCAUGAGUAAUGGCUACAGGCCCUCCAUGCUCUGUAUCGAGGACCCUCUUCUUCCAGGUAAUGACGUGGGCAGAAGCUCGUAUGGUGCCAUGCAGGUGAAGGAGGCUUUUGACUAUGCGUAUAUAAUAUUGGGUCACGCCGUCUCACCUCUCGCACGUUCUUACCCCAAUAAAGACAGUGACAGCACUUUGGGCCGCAUAAUUAAAGUCACCCAGGAAGUCAUCAACUACAGGGAGUGGAUCAUAAAGAAGUGGGGUUGCAGACACAACGCCCACAUUGAGAGGAACAAGGGUCCAUCUCAUAAAGACUCCGUGGGGCAGGUGGAGACAGGCACACUGCUGGGUGUAGGUGUGGAGGACCAGCAGCAGAGGGACUCGGUGUCUCCUCACAGCGCAGACUCCCCCAUGUCCCUCUCCAGCCCUCAACAGCACUCCUCCGCCUCUUCUGCGUCCUCGCUGUCAGGCAGUGAUAUCGUAAGCAUUGCCUUUCAUCCAUGUCCAUACAACCCUAUAAACAUACUGCAUUACACAGGAUAUUCAACAUUUUAUUUUGUCACCAUGCCUCCGGCUGCCCAGGCGAGAGUGUCAAUCCCCAGCAGUCUUUCGGUCCACGCUCUACCUGGCAGACAGGUGUGUAUGGCAGAUGGACUACCCCCAUACUUCCACAUGCCCCCCCCUGCAGUCCCCCCAGCUCCCCCCAGUCCCCACCACCAUCCCAAGACAGGUCCCAAGUUCCCGCUGAAGGGCUUCCACAACCCCGCCGUGGUGCACAGUCCCGUCCUUUCCAACCGAGGCCACAUCCAGUACAACCGCCACACCUGGCGCCGCAGGAAGAGGGACAGUCUGCCGGCCAGCGUCAGCAGAUAAAGACCUCGUGCCUCCCCUCCGGAAGCUCCCUCUCCACUCCUCGCUUCCUCUUCCACCUCUCCGGUCCCAUCUUAAAACGACGAGAACUCCUUGAGCCCUCCUGCUGAUGGUGUGAGCACAGAGAGACCAGCGUUUGUAACCCAGCUCCUUGUUCAGUAGUUGUGGUGACGGUGGUGCUAAGUAGUUCAGUCUGGCAUUGAAUCUGUGCAUGUAUAUGUCGACUUGUUUUGUUUUUUUUUGACCUGUGCAGUCUUCCUGAGGAAGCUUCGAGAACAGGAACUGGUUUUUUUUGUUUUUGUUUUUCGAUCAUCUAAUCCACAACUUCCUGGUUGACAGGUGAAACGUUCCUUUUUUGUGUAUGUUUGUGUGUGUUUCAUGCUCUGUUGGUUUCCUGUCCUCAUAUUUUCGAUCUAAACGUGACACCCUUCACAUGUGGGACAAACUGGAUUCAGUGGAUUUCAAGUGGUUGUUUGUUUGUUGUAUCGGGGUGUAUGUAUGUGAAACGCUGGCUUCGAAUCCUGCACUCGAGAUGUUUCCAGAGAUCCCCACCGUAUUGACUGUACACAUCACGCAACCUUUACAUUUUUUGUGCAAUAACUUUCUGUAUUUUCGUUCACUCUGGAAACAUAUUUCAUUUUUUGGUUUUGUUUGUUUUGUUUUUUUUCUGUGU
This is a messenger RNA of Sinocyclocheilus rhinocerous, 3196 nucleotides long. It is a transcript of the gene tent4a, whose product is annotated as terminal nucleotidyltransferase 4A. The record is from RefSeq and is a predicted model, not a curated record. Gene Ontology annotation, cellular component: nucleolus; TRAMP complex. Gene Ontology annotation, molecular function: mRNA binding; poly(A) RNA polymerase activity. The transcript has 13 exons. Gene Ontology annotation, biological process: polyadenylation-dependent ncRNA catabolic process; RNA 3'-end processing. NCBI's taxonomy places the organism in Eukaryota, Metazoa, Chordata, Actinopteri, Cypriniformes, Cyprinidae. Bases 295 to 2526 code for a protein of 743 amino acids.